AGCCCAGCCCAGUGAUUACAUUAGCUGGGCGCUGAUUAGGUUAGGAUGUUGCCCAGGGAUAAAGCCAGGAUCUUUGGGACCUGGCUUCAUUUGGAGUUCAGCUACCAAGAGGAAACCUUCCUCUGGGUCCUGGAGUAUUUGGCCUGAAAUUGGGAAUUUGGGAGUUGCUGCUCCAGGGCGCUCCCUGCGGAGCUCGGCCGCCCGCCUCUCCGCCCGGCCUUUCCCGGCGUCCCCACGCGGGGCGCAGCCGCGAGAAAGGAACGCAGGUCACACCGUCAGCGCCCAGAGCAGCGCCAGUUUCCGGGCCCGGCCUGCUCUGGGAGCCAUGAGCUGCGGCCGUCCCCCGCCCGACGUGGACGGCAUGAUCACCCUCAAGGUGGACAACCUGACCUACCGGACCACUCCCGACAGCCUGAAGCGAGUGUUCGAGAAGUACGGGCGCGUGGGCGACGUGUACAUCCCGCGGGAGCACCACACCAAGGCGCCCCGGGGCUUUGCCUUCGUCCGCUUUCAUGACCGGCGCGACGCGGAAGACGCCGAGGACGCCAUGGACGGGGCGGAGCUGGAUGGACGCGAGCUGCGGGUGCAGAUGGCGCGCUAUGGCCGCCGGGACCUGCCCCGCAGCCGCCAGGAAGAGCCGCGCGGCAGGUCCGGAGGCGGCCGCUAUGGACGGCGGAGCCGCAGCCCCAGGCGGCGACACCGCAGCAGAUCCCGGGGUCCCAGCUGCUCUAGGUCGCGCAGCAGAUCUCACUAUGGGGGGUCUCGCUAUAGCCGGUCUCCCUAUAGCCGAUCUACCUUCAGGAGAUCUCGCUACUGCCGAUCUCCCUACAGACGAUCUCAUUGCAGAGGAUCUCGCUACAGUCAGUCUUACAGCCGGCAUCACUACAGCCAAUCUCCCUACAGGGAAUCUCGCUACAGGAGGUCUCCCUACAUCCGGUCUUCCCGCAACAGGUCUCUCUACAACCGCUCUCACUCGAAGUCUGGGCCUCGCUCUCGCUCUCCAUCAACCUCCAAAUCCAGCUCUGCGCGAAGAUCCAAGUCCUUCUCCAUCUCCAGAUCUUGCUCAAGGUCCAGGUCUAGAUCUACGUCCGGGAGUACUCCCUCCAUAUCCAAGAGGGAAUCCAAGUCCAGGCCUGGCUGCCUAGCAGUUGAGUGAUGCUGGUUAGCUGUUAAGGUGGAAGGUGGCCUGCUGCAGUGCAGAGUGCUGAGCUGCUUCCUGUUUUCUUCUGUUUCCUCCUGAAAAAAAGAAGCCCUGUCCUGAAGAACAAAUGACUGUUCAGUUUAUUAAAAUGCCUGUCAACUGCCCUUCCAGUCACCCAGGCCUGGAAGAGAAAUAAUAGAGCAUGCAGUGAGCACAUCUAGCUGAUGAUAAUCACACCUCUUCCCCCUCUCUAUUCUGUUAAAUGGCAAAUCUGAUCGUAUCAACACACAUGAACUUAAAAUAUGGGGAAUGUUAUGGAAGAAAUGGCUUGUAACUUUGUAGGUACUUAUAACAUGGUGUAUGUUUUUGAUUAUGAAUAUUUCUUACUAUUACCAUGUUUCUAUUAUUGAAUUAAAAUGUUUUCUUGGUGUUACAUUUUCUCAAAAUAAAACUAGAAAUAUUUUAUAGAAA
Rhinopithecus roxellana (golden snub-nosed monkey) is the source of this 1612-nucleotide messenger RNA. Its product is annotated as serine/arginine-rich splicing factor 8-like. Gene Ontology annotation, molecular function: RNA binding. Lineage: Eukaryota; Metazoa; Chordata; Mammalia; Primates; Cercopithecidae. The record is from RefSeq and is a predicted model, not a curated record. The coding region runs from base 326 to 1156 and encodes 276 amino acids. The transcript is spliced from 2 exons.